AUGGCUCACCAUGAAUACCUUCACGAGUUGGAUUUUCAUGGAAUGUUGUUGGCCCAGAUAUCUUACUAUAUCCCCUUUAUCGAAGAAUACGAGCUAUCCUUUUUGCGAAGCUGCUAUGAUGCCUUGGUGGAGAAGUGGCCUAUCCUGCAGGGCUCCGUUGACAUCAGGAUUCCUGGAUUUCAAGCUGUCAAUAUUGAACAACGUGAUCUUGGUAUUUACGACCAAGUGGGCUCUAUAUGCUUCACGCCAUCCUUAUUACGCCUCAUUUGCAAAUUGAUAGCGAAGAAGGUCGACUUAGGAAAGCUGAGGCCCCGAGUGUUUGUUAUCAGUGUGACCAGGAUGGAGGGAUGGUCUGUGAUAGGAUUUCAUAUUGACCAUUCACUUUGCGAUGGCGGUGGAAGAACAGUUGGUCCCUUGAGAAGGAGACCAAGAAGCGUGCAGCUAGGUCAGUGCCGGGGGGGCCCGACAAGCCUCAAAUGGCCGAUGGUCGACGAAGAUUGCCGCGCGUUCACAAUCGGAGAUGCAGUGAGAGGAUCAUUCACCGCAGGAUGGAGUCUCAGCAAGGAGACAUUCCGAUACUUCUUCGAGGAGCGGAUUGACGGUAGAGUGCAUGUGCCCGAGCAACUCGUUCGAAAAUGGCAAGACGACUGUUCAGCCCAAGGCAUUCGGGUGACUACACAUGACACACUUACAGCUUGGAUAGCACGAAUAGUAUUAUCAACUUCCCCGGGGCCGAAGAGGCGACCAUUCAACAUUGUGAUCCCGAUCAGGGUUUCAGCAUUGCUCGACGAAUCAGCCCACCAGAAUGUACUCGAAAAUAGCUUCAUCAUUUCUUCACUGACUUUGAGCCCAGGAGAGGGCAACCUCUCGAUCCCAAGAAUCUCCAAGCAAAUUCGCACGAUGAUCGAUGCUUCCAAACAGAUCGACAGUUUGCAAUCUGCCCUUGGCAAACAGGCCAGAGACCGCUUCUCUCUAACAUAUCCAUUGACUAAGGAAGUAGGUUCCCCAAAUCCGUGGUUGUCAUUAACUUCCUGGGAUGCGAUCGCACCCGACGAGGUUGCGACAGCAGCCUUCACAGCACCGGGCAAGACUCGGUUCGUCUCAUGUGAAGAGCUGAAGGUUUUUCCUAUGUUCGACCUCACAAUUCCUAAUCUGAAGAACGCCCUAUGUUCUUUCAAGUGUCCGUGCGGUGGGUACUGGCUCCACGGACCCCUUCUGACGAAAGCCUGGGAUGCCGCCCAUGCAGACGUGGCUGCCGAGAAUUCUGGCAUUUCGAAUGCAGAUUCCGGUCUUGUAGAUACCAAGUGCUAG
Molecule: messenger RNA, 1311 nt
Organism: Aspergillus uvarum CBS 121591
Lineage: Eukaryota; Fungi; Ascomycota; Eurotiomycetes; Eurotiales; Aspergillaceae
Exons: 4
Coding region: 1-1311 (436 amino acids)
Source: RefSeq, a predicted model, not a curated record